AUGAGUAACGCGGCAGUGAAACGUGGUGAACGGGAGCAGGCGAUCAAGUUGGCGAUUAUUGCCAUUAAGUUUGGCAAGUCGUUACGGGCAGCUGCUGGAGAGUAUGGUAUACCCCGUACCACCUUGCUUCGCCACAAGCGGUUAAACGCUGGCCUGAUGGUGCAAGCGGACCCGCUACAUCCUACGAUAUCGAUGGAGGAUGUGCAAAUUUGUAAGCGCGGAAGACCACCGUUGUUCCCCGAGGAACCAGAACGGGCAUUCGAAAAGUAUUGCUUGCUAUGCUCGGACAAGUUCUUCGGUCUAACAUCCAGAGACAUUCGUGUGCUUGCACCACAAUUCGCGAACCAGCUGGGGAUUCCGGUUCCCGACAAUUGGAUCGCGAACGCAAAGGCAGGCCCUGUUUGGUUUCGGAACUUUCUGCGCCGAAGGCCGAACCUGUCGAUGCGUUCACCCGAGGCGACCAGCAUAGCCAGAGUCUCUGCUUUUAAUCCCACAAAUGUGGGCAAGUUUUUCGAUCUUCUACGCACAGUAGCCGAGAAUAUAACGUUCGAACCAAAUUCCAUCUGGAAUCUGGACGAGACUGGAGUGACAACAGUUCAGAAACCUCAACGAGUUGCCAGUCGCCGUGGAGUCAAACGUGUUGGUCGAGUAACUUCGGCCGAUCGGGGCCCGUUGGUUACGAUGGUACUUGCGGUUUCCGCCACUGGCAAUAAAAUGCCACCAUUUUUCGUUUUUCCUCGAAAACGUUUCCAUCCACACUUUCUGGAUGGUGGUCCAACGGGAUGCGCUGGAGCGGUGAGCAAUACAGGGUGGAUGAAUGCAGAUAUUUAUCUGGAUGUUCUCCGACACUUUAAAGCAUUUACGCGAGUGUCCAAAGAAAACCCGCUUUUGUUGGUUGUGGACAACCACGGUUCACACAGAAGUCUACCUGCAAUCGAGUUUUGCAGGGAUAAUGGCAUUCACCUACUUACAAUACCACCCCAUUGA
Messenger RNA from Wyeomyia smithii (pitcher-plant mosquito), 987 nucleotides. RefSeq lists its product as uncharacterized. The coding region runs from base 1 to 987 and encodes 328 amino acids. The transcript has a single exon. NCBI's taxonomy places the organism in Eukaryota, Metazoa, Arthropoda, Insecta, Diptera, Culicidae. Gene Ontology annotation, molecular function: DNA binding. The record is from RefSeq and is a predicted model, not a curated record. Gene Ontology annotation, cellular component: nucleus.